UGCGCUGCUUUCAUUUGACUGCAUUUUCUCACGUUUGGUUGGUUUAGGUUAUAAUCGAGAGCACCGGACUCUCACUUGGCCUUCCUCAUUUCCUCUGUGCAGUCGUGCAUUUUAUUAUUUUCGCUAAUUUGGCCACGGAAGGCAACCAGCCAACUUCCUUCCAACGAUGCCUCCAAGAUCCCAAAAAGAGCACAUGCCACAGCCGUUCGUGAUCAAGCCGAAGCCAUAGAUGCCGAAGCCGUAUGCGCGAAGUGUCUGCCUUCUCAAAAAACGCGGGAAAGGUGCAACACGUCCAGGCGCAGCUAUCGAAACUACCACAAUAACAUGAGCGGUGACAAGAUUGCCGCAGAGACCAACGAUGUCGAAGUCAAGGAGGAGACCCAUGAUGAAUACCAGUAUCUCAACCUCUUGAGGGAUAUCUUGAAAAAUGGAAAGCGCAAAAACGACAGGACCGGAACAGGGACACUGUCGGUGUUUGGCCGACAAUGCAGAUAUUCUCUCGCAAAUGGCACAAUGCCGCUUCUCACCACCAAACGAGUAUUCUGGCGUGGAGUGGUUGAGGAGUUGCUUUGGUUUCUAAGAGGGUCUACUGAUGCCAACGAGCUUGCAAAAAAUGGUGUGCAUAUUUGGGACGGCAAUGGGUCCAGGCAGUUUCUGGACAGCCUUGGCUUCACUGAGCGAGAGGAAGGCGACCUUGGUCCAGUAUAUGGAUUUCAGUGGAGGCAUUUUGGUGCUCCAUACAGAGACAUGAGAACUGACUAUGGAACAGAAGGUGUAGACCAGAUUACAAAUCUCAUCAACACCAUCAAGAACAAUCCGGAUGAUCGCAGAAUGAUUCUUUGUUCUUGGAACCCAGCAGAUCUGAGCAAGAUGGCACUGCCUCCGUGCCAUUGCCUAGCACAGUUCUACGUCAAUGAGGACGAGCUGUCUUGUCAACUCUAUCAGCGCUCAGCUGAUGUGGGCUUGGGCGUGCCAUUCAACAUUGCCAGUUAUGCUCUGCUCACACAUAUGAUGGCCAAGGUGACUGGAAAGCGAGCCAGCGAGUUUGUGCACACACUUGGUGACACACACAUCUAUCUCAACCAUGUUGAUGCCCUCAAGAAACAGCUUGAACGAGAACCACGACCUUUCCCAAAACUUCUGAUCAAGCGUGACAUAACCGACAUCUUUGACUUCAAGUCUUCAGAUUUCGAGCUUUGCGACUACAACCCCCAUCCAGCAAUCAAGAUGGAAAUGUCAGUGUAGAGUUUGCUGUGCCGGUUAUAAUUUUUGGACUUAUAAGGCUUUUGUUUUCUUUUUCGUUCUUGUCUCUGAGAAAAAUGUUAGCUUUUAUUUAAGCUUUGUCAACGUUGUUGUGAUAUUCAGUCACCGUUUGUGACCACAGUUUACAACUUCCAUGGUGUACAUACGCACUUCUAUGUGUCCCAUGUCUCGAUGAAUAGCUGUACUUCAAGAUGGCAUGUUUGGUGGCCAUUUUGUUUUAGUGUUAUUGGGGCAUUGUGACUUGUGCAUUUAUUUUUUGAAGAACAAUGGCAGUACAUCUAAAAUGGGGAAGUACAAACAGUGGACCUUAAUUUCACUGUUUCUUUUUUGUGCGAUGUCUAUAAGCUCCUCCGUGUAUUUCUUUGAUUGCCUGUGUAUGGGUUUGGCUUUCUUAAAACGCCUAAAUUUUAAUUUUCACUGUUAUAAUUAUGGAGCACUACAGUUGUCAUGACUACUAAAUCAGAGGAGGUCAGUUUCACCAUUCUGUUAACCUUAUGUUUUAAUACCACCUUGUACUUUUUGCUUGCCAUAUGUUCAUACUACGCUCGACUUCCAUUCACUCUUCGGGACCUUUGGAAUUGAUUGAAUUAUUCUUCGGGUCAAAUUAAGAGGCAGAAAAAAGUCAACAAACAAGAUCUCAAUUUCAUAUCCGAUUGUGAUUUGCAGGCUACUUUCACACCUAUUUUCUAGGAAAAAACCUGCAUGUUACAAUUGAGUAAAUACAGCAAUUAUCUAUUGGGAGCUGCCAUUCUCACCUAAAACUCUGCCAAGGACAGGCUGGAAGUGCAUCUUUUGGUAGGAGAUAGUGUGUCAACACAUUCGCUGUUUCCUAUCGCCUUCAAAGCUGAUGCUAUUAGGGUCAGGUGCAUGUAUGCUGACAGUAAAGUUCAAAUUACCUGGUGAGGGUCAAAGCAGCAAGUAUUGCCCAGCCGGGACCUUUGGUCGGGAAAGAACUUAAGACCAACCACAAUGAGAUUUGACUUAGGCUAAAUUGGUUAAAACUUAGUAGUAUGUAGUACUAUUGAAACAACUGGCAAAACUGCAGUGCUGGUAGUUGUCUUUCUUAUUAACAGCCCUAAAUAGCACUCAUUUUCAGCGUGUGGUAAUGGCAGAGCUUUUUGACAGUUUUGGUAUUGGAUACGCCUGUUUUUGCAAGCUUCCACUUCUACUUCAAAUGUAGAGCUUUGCAUGAGGGCUGCUCCAUAUCCAUUCUAAAGCGCUUCAUUUUACACCAUGCAAAAUUUCAUUGCAGUUGCCCUUUCACCGAAAACUUUAACUGCAGUCGAAUUAGCAGAAGUCUGUUUUGCUUUUGUGCAUUACAUUCAUUUACAUAUACUUGCAUUUAUUUUUACUGAAUGAAUCACAUAACUGUUUAUUCCAGUCUGUCGUGAUUUAUCACAUGGCUGCCAUGUAUAUAAAGUCAACAUCCGAUUUUUCAGACUCUAGGGGCCGCAAAAACGUCUGAAAAAAUGAAUGCAUGCAUUUUACUACCCCCAAGUGCUCAAAUUGCCACAGGCACGUCCGAAAUAGCUCUGAAGGCCUGCCAGUACACUUAUUAGGUGUGUCGGUGCUCGUACUGCGACAGGUGGUGGUGGGUGCAAGCGUGUGUAAUUAAGGAAUACAUGCUGUGUCCUGUGACAAUUUCCUCUUCCCACUCAUGGUAUGCUUCACCGUGUAACACUGUUGUAUUGAAGCAAAGCUUACUUUCGGGAGCCGGCAUUAUGCAAUGCGUUGUGCUUUGCGAGCGAGCUUCGAAACCACUGGCAAGAAUUGCAAAGGCAGAAUCAGCGCCAUUGUUGACAUCGGCGAAUUAUUUCUAUGGAAAACACAGCGCCAAACAGCAAGAUGCUUUGUAGCAAACGUCGAAGCAGCUAGGCCUAGCGUUGCCGCGGUGGUGGCUACGGCCGCCAGUGAAUCUGCGUGAGAGCGCCUGUUCGAGGCGGUGAGAUAACGCCGUUUCGGACCUGCGGUCAUGGCAGAAAGUCCGGAAAAUCAAACAUCAAAGGGUUUUCGCAUCCGAAAUACGUUCUUAUACAUUGACUCUGGGUGCCGCGAAGGCGUCCGAAAAAUUGGUCGACUGUAUUUGCUCAGCAAGCUAUUUGAGUGAGAUGGUUGUACCACUUGUAAGUAUGCUGGCAACAGCAUGCACCCAUUCUGUUCCAUGUUGAAACCAAAGAAAAAUAAAGCAAUUCGAGUUUAAAACUUGUAUUUGUAAGUGACUCAAUGUACAAGUGUUGAAUAUCUGCCUUGUCAAUCUCUUAAUGCAGCUGAAAUUUAUAGCGCAGCAACACAGAACAUCCUGGUGAACACACACACAUGCGCCAGCUUGUGCCAUUACCUGCUAGAGGAAUGGACAUCAUUGCUGCAUGUCAUUUGGGCUAUGUAUUAAAGUUCACUUGCUUGUUGAAAGCAGCACCUAUUAAUAAAGAAUUCAGCUGUCAUAAAACAUAGGUACAUCUAACAUGGUCCAUAGACCUCUUUGGUUGUUCCAUAAGCAGCACUAUGCUUGAGACCCCAGUAAACUUUCAAAGCAUUCUGCACUUUGGAGGAGAAAACGUCCUCAAAACUUGCCAGGCUGUCUUGUGUUCUGU
This is a messenger RNA of Dermacentor silvarum, 3854 nucleotides long. Its product is annotated as thymidylate synthase. Gene Ontology annotation, molecular function: thymidylate synthase activity. The record is from RefSeq and is a predicted model, not a curated record. Gene Ontology annotation, cellular component: mitochondrion; cytosol. The transcript is spliced from 7 exons. NCBI's taxonomy places the organism in Eukaryota, Metazoa, Arthropoda, Arachnida, Ixodida, Ixodidae. Gene Ontology annotation, biological process: dTMP biosynthetic process. The coding region runs from base 325 to 1245 and encodes 306 amino acids.